AACUCUUUUAUGCUGUACCGAUCUGCAUACGCUGAAAGAACGAAGCAGUGGUGCUUGCAGAAUAACCACCAAAUAGUGUCAUCGGUCUCCGGUGAAAGCUGGCCUUUGGAGCCGCCCGAAAUUCGCGAACUGUACAACGAGUACGCCAAGAUUGAAAGGAUGAAUCACCAGCAUGCACAUCCAACGUACAAAUUCUCUCCGAGCAAGACUGCCCCUAUAACACGGAAGCGGAAAGGGGAAUGUUCUGAUAACGAAGAACCCAGCGAUCUCGACGACAGAGAAUGGGGACCAGGAAAUCGCAAAUCUAAAGUGAGAGUGUCGCCUCGACCGGAGAGAGACCUCUCAUAUGCCCCAGACGGGAUGGGUCCAGAGUUCUUCGAUCAAUUUGAUCCGAACGGAAAUGGCAUAAACAAAUCGAUUUGGGACAUGUCAAACGAGGGAAGACUAAUGCCCAUGCCUGUGGCCCAAAGUGACCUAUACAGUCAAUAUUACCAAACGCCUGUUCAUCCAAGCAUGGCCAUGGCGCCAGGGGUUAUGGAACAUCUUAGAAUGCGGAGAAUCGAUACUACCGACACAUCAAUGCAUUUUGCGUCCGGCCAUGCUCUAUUAGGUUUGCCCGGAGGUUAUGCUGCCGAUGGAAUGGAGCAAUUUCACUCCUCGACUGAUACACAUCUUGGGGAGCCACAAGUUGAUCCAAUGCUUUUGGCCUUUGAUGGGGGACACUACUGCCAUGAUGUCGACUCAGCAAUGGCGCAACACCUGCAUCCCGAAUUUCGCAAUGGACAUAUCGGCAUGAUGGAAAGGGAGCUCAACCAGGACAGCGUUCACAGUCUUCUCGGUGGAGGCCCGAACCAAGAUGAUUUCCACUCUGAGCCAUGGCAUCCGGAUCCGACAAUGGCGCCAAUGGAGCAAGGGUCAGAAUUUGAGAAGUGGAUGGAUGAUGACCGUGAUGCAGGGCUUGUGAGGCCAGCAGGCCUUAUGGUUGUAUCAUAUGUACAGAGUGAAGCAGAUGCUCUCUCGUCUCGUGAUAACAAGGCGUUGGCGGUGUAUUGGUAAAGGGAAAUACCCACGUCCUGCCGUGAGUUUGGAGGCAGUUUGACAAGCUUUUCUUUCCUUAUUUUGCGCGAGAAACCGCUUUCUCAAGUAUACAGUCUCUUUAUUAAAGUGGAAGAACAUGCCGCAAACACCGCGAACCCCUGGUGGAAAGACUCAUCCGUUCCUAUCAGAUCCGAAGCGUGGAUGAGCAAUCCCAUUGCUUCGCUCUAGAAUGUGGUGGUUUGUUAAGGAACAUGCUAAAUAUAUUCACAGCAGAAUGAAGCCCAACACUGACAAGCAGAUGGU
Messenger RNA from Lindgomyces ingoldianus, 1341 nucleotides. RefSeq lists its product as uncharacterized. Bases 10 to 1056 code for a protein of 348 amino acids. The transcript has 2 exons. Lineage: Eukaryota; Fungi; Ascomycota; Dothideomycetes; Pleosporales; Lindgomycetaceae. Gene Ontology annotation, cellular component: nucleus. Gene Ontology annotation, biological process: regulation of transcription by RNA polymerase II. The record is from RefSeq and is a predicted model, not a curated record. Gene Ontology annotation, molecular function: DNA-binding transcription factor activity, RNA polymerase II-specific; RNA polymerase II cis-regulatory region sequence-specific DNA binding.